This is a messenger RNA of Eurytemora carolleeae, 1629 nucleotides long. It is a transcript of the gene Dhdds, whose product is annotated as dehydrodolichyl diphosphate synthase complex subunit DHDDS. Gene Ontology annotation, cellular component: dehydrodolichyl diphosphate synthase complex; endoplasmic reticulum. Gene Ontology annotation, molecular function: ditrans,polycis-polyprenyl diphosphate synthase [(2E,6E)-farnesyl diphosphate specific] activity. Gene Ontology annotation, biological process: polyprenol biosynthetic process. The record is from RefSeq and is a predicted model, not a curated record. Bases 16 to 906 code for a protein of 296 amino acids. NCBI's taxonomy places the organism in Eukaryota, Metazoa, Arthropoda, Copepoda, Calanoida, Temoridae. The transcript has 10 exons.
UCUACCUGCAAUGCAAUGCAGUUUCGUAAGUUCGGCUGCAUCAUGACGUGGGUUAGAGAGGAAUAUAAGUUUUCUCUUCUAGAACGUUUUCUUACGAACUUGUUGAAAAGUGGAAGCGUGCCUCGCCAUGUUGCGUUUAUAAUGGAUGGGAACAGACGAUUCGCGAGGCAACAGAAUAUGGAGAAAAUUAAAGGGCACUCCGAAGGAUUUGAGAGGUUGGCUGAUACUCUCCAAUGGUGUAGAUAUUUAGGAAUUACCACGGUUACUGUUUAUGCUUUCAGAUUUUUAAACUUUUACAAAAUGUUGAAAAAUAUCAGAUUAUUGAUUUCCGAGGAAGAGAAACUGAAGCAACAUGGUGUACGGGUUAAAAUAAUAGGGAACAUGAGCUACCUGCCGGAUGAUAUUCAGCAGCUUAUUGCUCAGGCCGAGCAGAUCACGGAGCUUAACAGUGGGUCCACCUUGAAUGUAGCUUUCUCUUACACAGCCAGGGAGGAGAUAACCCAGGCUGUGAGGAGAGCUGUGAAUAAAGUUCAAACAAGCCAGAUUCAAUCUCAAGAUAUUGAUGAGAAACUUAUAGAUGGUUUGCUGUAUACAACUCCAGGCGAUAAAGUUGAUCUACUAGUGAGAACCUCAGGAGAAUGUCGACUCUCUGAUUUCCUUCUUUGGCAAACCUCGUCUAGUAUUACUUACUUUACUCAGGUUCUCUGGCCUGAGUUUGAUUUCUGGCAUCUGCUUGCAGCUGUGUUCUACUACCAGAGGAAUAUGUUCAUCAUGAACAGUCUUCUCAGCUCAACCAGCAGCAAUAAACAGCUUUGCAGCUCCACUAGAUCAAGGAGCAGUAGCAGGGAAGCUCUUCAAGAUGCGGAGACGAGGUUUACCGAUGCUAUGGAGCAAAUUUGCUCUUAACGCUCUCAGAUUUUCAGAUUUGGUCGUUUGAUUUGCUCUGUGAUCCGCAUGGAUAGGGGCGGGGGUCAUUACUCCAUUAAUAAAGUGGCAUGUCCGAUUCGUAACCUUUGUCUGAUAAACAAUUAUUUUUCAAUAAAAACGUGUUAAAAUCUGACAAUUUCAUUCCUUUGUCUCGGCUGCUCUAAAUUAUCAAGUAACUUUUACAGAGUAACAACAAUUGAAAAAUCCACAGAUCUUAUUCAUUUUUUUAUCAUAUAAAGGCUUAAAGGAUACUGUUGUGAAUCGGACAUUCAUAGUUGUAAACGAAGGGUCACCAGAAACAGAAAUUUUAAGUCCUUAAAAACCGGUUUCAAACUGUUGGGUCCCUAAAAUAAUUCCUGUAACCCCUUUAUCUUUUGGUACCUUGAAUAUACUGCAACCCCUUUAUCUUCUGGUACCUUGAAUAUAAUUCCUGCAACCCCUUUUUCUUCUGGUACCUUGAAUAUAAUUCCUGCAACCCCUUUAUCUUCUGGUACCUUGAAUAUAAUUCCUGCAACCCCUUUAUCUUCUGGUACCUUGAAUAAACUGCCUUUCACUUAGUUUUGUUUAAGUUUGAUAAACUUUACAUUUAUUUUUCUAGUUGUUAUUAUUGAUAGAUUGUUUUAAUUAUUGAACUUUUUGUUUUUUUAUAAACUUAUCUCUUUGCAAAUUGUUUUAGUAUUUAUAUUUCUAAAAAAAUUCAGA